Molecule: messenger RNA, 2280 nt
Organism: Chenopodium quinoa (quinoa)
Lineage: Eukaryota; Viridiplantae; Streptophyta; Magnoliopsida; Caryophyllales; Amaranthaceae
Product: developmental gene 1062 protein-like
Exons: 4
Coding region: 753-2090 (445 amino acids)
Biological process (GO): male meiosis II
Source: RefSeq, a predicted model, not a curated record
GAGAGUGGAAAAUAUGGCUUCUCUUGUUUUGGGAAGGAAAAUGUUUUCCAUCAUUAAGGAUGGAAUUUUCCGCCAUUGGAAAAAUUGUUUUCCACUCCUUAACAAACCAAACAAAGAAAAAUGGUAAAAAAAAUGAAAAAAAUCAUUUUCCAUGAAAACGUUUUACAUUAAACCAAACAGGCCAAAAAAAAAAUUACAACUUUUGAAUACAUUUGUAUUGUUUGUCGAUUAGUACGUGGACAGUAGUUUUUUACCAAUGUCAAAAUUCUCCAAUUUUUACUUAUAAGUUAUGAUGGGCCUAGCUCGUUGUAUUUCUACUAUAUCAAUGAACAUCCAAAAACAAAACCCAAAAUUAAUAGCCCAAUACAACACCCCACCAAAAAAAUAAAAAUAAAAUAAAAAUUACUUGAUACAAUCGAGCUAGCAAGGAGUAGCAACGGCUCAAUAGCUAGCCCCUACACUUUUCCAACGGUAAUAUUUCUAAUCUCAAGAAAAAGACAAUUUAAUCCUUCAAACUCACAAGUCACAACCCCAAAAACCUUCAUCUCCUCCAAAACCCCAGAAAUUAUUCAUCUUCAUUCAACUCAAUUCCUCAAUGAAAAACAAUGUAAUUCUUCUUCUUUCUUUCUCUGAAUCUUAAUUCAGAUUAUCCUCUUCUCUGGGUCUUCACCAUUUUACUCUUUGAAACACUGAUAAAGUUACAAUUCACAAGUUCUUAACUUUAUCAGUAGUAGCAAUCAAUUCUGGAUAAAAUGGGUUGCUUUUCCACCUGCUUUGGCAAUUGCAAGCGCUCUCGAAGACGUCGAAGACGGCACGGGAAUACCAACACGUCUUCCCUUCUUCAUCAUCUGCAGACAUAUGAAUCUGUUGAAGGUUUUCAAGUGCCGCAUUUGAUUAAAGAGCAAGAAGAAGAAGAAAAGGGUGAAAAUCAAAUUGAAUUUACUCCUGAUUCAAAAGAAGAGAAAAUCGAGAAGGCGAAUUCGAGUGAGCGGAAGAAGGUUACAUUUGAUUUGAAUGUGAAAAUCUAUGAAGAUUUUCGAACAGAGGAAGAAUUGGAUGUCGAUUUUGAGGGAAACGAAGAGGAAGAGAAAGAUGAGAGAGCAGAGAUUAAAGAAGAGAAAUCGGGUUUUGGUAGUCAAUGUAAUUCAGAUUCAAGCUCUUCGAGCUUGUUUUCUUUUCCAACUGAUCAUCGGUAUCGAAAUUGUAGGGAUAGUGAUGAUGAAUUUGAUGAAUUAUCAUCUGAUGAAAGUGAAAUUGAUGAUGAUUAUACUGAUGAUGAAGAUAAUGAUGUAGAGAGUGAAAUUAAGAGUGAAAAUCAGUUGAAGUGUCAAGAACAGUCAUCAGAAUCUCUGUUUUCUCUGUCUUUAGAUUCCAGAAAACAGGGGUUUGAGUCAGAAACAGGGGAUAAAGAAGUGAAUAGCCCAAUACCAAUCAAGAAUUCAUCUACUAAAGACUCGAAUUCGAGUGAAUUUGAUGAAAAUACUCGUAAAUACGUCAAUUCUGUAUUGAACCCAGUUGAGAAUCUGAGUCAGUGGAAGUUUAUUAAGGCAAGAUCAAAGCUUGCAUCAAAGGAUCAGUCUCAAGCAAAGGAGAAUGUGGUUUCAUCAGGCCAAGAUUUCAGCUUUCCUGUGAAAAAGGCGGUUGUUUCAGACCGAGAAAUCGGGGUUGAUACAAGCCUUUCUAGCUGGCUAAUGUGUUCAGAAGGAACACACAAGAAUAACAGCAGAAGCAGCUCAGUUUCAGUGGGAAAUUCACCAUCUGACAGAAAAACAUGCUCCUGUUCUCCUAAUAAAUUUGAAGAUAGACCUAUAUUAGGAGCUUUAACUCUUGAAGAGCUAAGGCAGCAUUCGGCUACUUCCUCGCCGAGGAAAUCGCCAAGCAAGAAUCCUGAUGAUAUCCCCAUCAUUGGAACUGUUGGAAGUUACUGGAGUCAUACAGAGCAGACUACUAAUUCUGGGUCAAGCACAAAAAGUACUAAAAGCAGAUUCAGAGAGAGUGCCGAAGUGAUUUGGGAUGCAACACCGUUCGAAACGAAGUUGGAGAAAGCACUUGAAAAAGAAGGCAGUGGUGAACAGAUUGUAGCAAUGUGAUGGAAAGAAAUGCUGUAAAACAGAAAAUGUAUGAAAGAAAGAACAAAAAUCUCCCCCAUCCCCAAUUCUUUAUUUAUUUGCCGUAUUAGUGUGGUCAAUUGACCAUGUCUAAUACCGUGUGAUCUAUUGUAACUACUUGAAUUUGGUUGUGUGAGUUGCAAUAAAAUGUGUGUUGAUUUUUUGAAGGUCC